AUGAAAAACGAUAUUUUCUCUUUUGCACGACAAUUAACCAUUAGAACUUAUGCCAAUGAUGCUCUUCAAUCAUCAGUUUCGCACGAAAAUGACAUAAAAUCUUUAAAAAAAAAAGUUGUUCACCAAAAAGCUAGACCGGAAGAUUUAAGCUCUAGAGAGGGUCAUUAUUUGACUAUGGCCUACGCUACUGCAAAUUCCUAUGAUUUGAAAGGUAUAAAAGAAGCCCUGGUGCAACAAAAGCUGUAUGAGCCUGCAAUGUUGAAAGUGUCGGGGGAUGUAAGAGAUGUGGUGGUAGCUUAUGCAGUAUACAGUGUAGGGUCUGAGCCUAGGGAGAUAAUAAUCUUCAAAGAAGGGGGCAUUGUUUUUUGGAAUUGCACCGAGUGGGAAGCCAGUAAUGUGCUGGAUUUUAUUAGGCCGUUCGAAGUGGAGAGUUAUCCACGGGACGUAGUGGAGAAGGAAAGAGAAGUUAUGACAUAUGUUUACCAAACAAAUUCUAGAAAAUGUCACCUGCAGGAGUCAUCGUUCAUUCUGGUAAAGGACAGAGACAACUCACUGGAGCGGUAUACAUUCAGCCACGCGAUGGUGCAGUCGGCGCGGCUGGGCGCGUUCGAGGCGCGGCUGGAGGCGCUCGCCGCGUCCGUCAGCGCGCACACCGCCGCCAUGCAGCGCACCGGACAAGCGCACCUAGACAAGAAAGCGGUAGUCCGAAAACUUGGUGAAAUAUUCGCCCUCCGACAUCGUCUGAAUAUAGAGUCUGAUCUACUUGACACUCCUGACUUCUACUGGGAAGAAGAGCAGCUGGAGCGGCUGUACUCCAGCACUGUAGCGUACUUCACCAUACCCAGGCGGACCAGGGUGCUGAACGAGCGGCUGUCGCACUGCGUGGAGCUGCUGGAGCUGCUGUCGUCGUGGGCGGCGGACCGGCACCACGUGCGGCUGGAGUGGAUGGUCAUCGCGCUCAUCCUCGCCGAGGUCUGCUUCGAGCUGCUGCAUCUGUUCGAGCGGAAAUGGAAGUCGACAUCAGAACGACGUGGUCCUCGCGCUCGCCACUUUUCGUCGGAUAUCGAGGAGGGGAACAUCACUAACUAG
Arctia plantaginis is the source of this 1089-nucleotide messenger RNA. The record is from the annotation of a GenBank genome assembly. Lineage: Eukaryota; Metazoa; Arthropoda; Insecta; Lepidoptera; Erebidae.